AUGUGCGAAUCCAUUCAUCCAAGCCUGCAAUACGGCCGGCGCCUUUUGGUCAAUGUUGUGGACGAGUACGCGGCCAACGAGCCUGAUCGCACCUUCGUCUAUCAGCCUUUGUCCAGCAACCCGAAAGAUGGGUUCCGUCCCAUCACGUUCAGGGAGCUCUCCAAUGGAGUAAACCAUCUCGCUCGCGAGCUCCUUCGUGAGACUCCAGAACAAAUCGACGAGAAAGACGAGUUCCCCACGGUCGCCUAUAUCGGACCAAACGACGUCCGAUACGUCAUUGUCAUGCUUGCUUGCAUAAAAGCUCAUCACAAGGCCUUGUUUAUCUCGCCUCGCAACAGCCUUGAAGCCCAGCUUUCGCUGUUCAAAGCCACGGAUUGCACUCAGAUUAUUUAUGAUGCCUCGAUGAAACCCGCCGUAGAGUCAUGGCUUCAGUCAUAUCGCAUGCCGGCAACGGUGGCUCCCGACAUGGAUGUCUGGCUUCAAUCAACGGCUCCUCACCUACCAUACGACACGCCGUUUGAAGAGGCGAGAUGGAACCCGAUGUUGGUUAUGCAUACCAGCGGCUCAACCGGCAUUCCCAAGCCCAUUGUUGUCCGCCAGGGAAGUCUUGCCAUCGCGGACACUCUUCGAGACGAACCACCUCUUGACGGUGCUCCCUCCAUGUGGAGCUACUGGGCAGCCACCAGCUCAAUGAUAUUCUCACCAAUGCCCUUGUUCCACAUGGCCGGCGUUGCGUGCACAGCCAUUUUCGGAAUAUACUACGGAGUUCCUAUGGUAUAUGGCGUGUCGAAUCGUCCCCUAAGCGCCGAUAUGGUCGCUGAGUGCCUAGCCAACACGGAGUCCGACUCAGCUUUGCUGCCUCCUUCCAUUAUCGAGGACAUGAGUCUAAACGAGGCGCAUGUUAAUCUCUUGGCUAAACUCAAGCUCACAGGCUUCGGUGGAGGCAAUCUCUCACCUUUGAUCGGAGACAAUCUCAUCAAGAAAGGUGUCAAGCUUACCAACGUGAUAUCCUCGACAGAGAUUGUGCCGUAUUUGAUCCACUACCAGAGGGAUCCUGAAUUGUGGCAAUGGAUCAUCAUCAACGCUGAGGAAAUGGGUGCCGAGUUUCGCUUAAUCUCUGACGAUGACAUUUACGAAAUGUUUGUUCGUCGGAAACAUCCAACUGAACCACUGCGACAGGCUCUCUUCUACACCUUCCCAGACAAGACAGAGUGGUCUACGGGGGACAUGUACAAGAAGCAUCCCACGAAGCCGAACCAUUGGCUCUAUCAUGGCCGUACCGAUAACGUCAUUGUCUUUUCAAACGGGGAGAAGCUCAAUCCCGUCACCAUCGAGGCCGCUGUCGUCGGCCAUCCCGCUAUCAAAGUUGCCCUUGUGGUCGGGCAGCAAAAGUUCCAGCCUGCUCUAAUCUUGGAGCCGUAUGAGCACCCAAAAGAUGAAGCGGCCCGAGAAGCUCUCAUUAACAGCGUGUGGCCAAUCGUGGAAGAAGUCAACAAGGUCACCGUUGCCCAUGGGAGGAUUUCUCGCAACAUGAUUGCCAUCUCCGAUCCUGCCAUACCAUUUGCUCUAUCACCCAAGGGCACCCUUCAACGAAUCGCGACGGUGAAGCUCUACAAGGACUUCAUCGAUGAAUUGUAUGCAGAGACAGACGAGGGAAUUGAAAUGGACGAAACACCAUCACUUGAUGUAUCUAGCCUGGAAGCUCUGACACAUUCCAUUGUGGAGGUUGUCAGAUCGCAGGUUGGCAAAGUCGAGGUUGACUCCGAGACUGAUCUUUUCAGCGUCGGAGUAGAUUCCAUGCAAGUCCUCAGUCUUUCAAGGAUUCUACGCUCUGCCUUGGAACUUGCUGGCAUAAAGGCGGACAAGGAUGCCGUCGCUGCCCGUGUCAUAUACGCAAAUCCAACAAUCAGUGGAUUAGCGCGGCAUCUGUAUUCGACGGUCAUCAGCGGCGACAACGUUGGCGACGCAGCCGAGGAAGAGAUUCGCGCCAUGUCUCAUAUCAUUGAGAAGUACACUUCUGACCUUCCACCUCCCAACGCGGCGCAAUCCGAUCCUUUGGACGAGCAACAGACGGUCAUUGUCACCGGUACUACGGGAUCGCUUGGUGCCUACAUGCUAGACCGGCUGAUCAAGAACCCUCGAGUAGCCAAGGUCAUUGCUUUCAAUCGUGGUGAGGAUGGAGGGCGCUCUCGCCAAUCGACCUACAGCGCCGCUCGGGGGCUGAGCACGGAUUUCUCAAAGGUCGAGUUUCUUGGUGUUGACCUCUCCAAGCCACUGUUUGGCCUGACUCAAGCCCGAUUCAACGAUCUGUUGGCCACGGCCGACCGUAUCAUUCACAACGCAUGGCCCGUCAACUUCAACAUCAGCGUUACCUCGUUCGAGCCACACAUUUUCGGUGUUCGCCAACUCGUCGAAUUCGCGAAUAAGGCAGCCAAGCGGGUUCCGAUCAUCUUCAUCUCGAGCAUCGGAACCGUGAGCGGUUGGACGAAGCAGGAGCCCGUUCCAGAGCAUCGUCUCGAUGAUCUGACGCUGCCGAAAAUGGGCUACGGCCAGUCAAAGUACGCUGCUAGUUGCAUUCUAGAUGCGGCUGCCGAGAAGUCGGGGAUUGCGGCGGCCGUCAUUCGGGUCGGACAGAUUGCUGGUGCACGUACUAGGGAGGGCGUUUGGAAUCCCCAGGAAUUCAUUCCUAGUCUGAUCGCAAGCUCGGUUCAUCUCGGCAUUCUGCCAGCCAGUCUCGGACCUAUGGACGUUGUGGAUUGGACGCCGGUGGAAGAUAUUGCUGGAUUAGUUUUGGAUGUUGCCGGAGUCACCCAAAAGGUUCCCCUGGCGGAGAUUUCGGGGUAUUUUCACGGUGUCAACCCGUCAGCUACGAGCUGGGCUGAAUUGACCAGGAUCCUCAAGAACUACUACGGGGAUCGCAUCAAGGCCAUUGUCCCUCUGGACGAGUGGAUUCGUGCCCUUGAAGCAAGUGCGGUCAAUGCUACAGUUGACGCUGCGGCCAAGAAUCCCGGAAUCAAGCUGAUUGACACCUACAAAGGAAUGGAGGAACAAAGAAAAGCAGGUAUUGGUCACGCCUACCUUGACGUAACCAGGACUGUGGCUCACAGUCAGACCAUGAGGAACCUGGGGCCAAUUGAUGCGGAUCUUAUGAGGAAUUGGUGCGACCAGUGGAACUAUUAA
Molecule: messenger RNA, 3180 nt
Organism: Trichoderma reesei QM6a
Lineage: Eukaryota; Fungi; Ascomycota; Sordariomycetes; Hypocreales; Hypocreaceae
Exons: 3
Coding region: 1-3180 (1059 amino acids)
Molecular function (GO): phosphopantetheine binding
Source: RefSeq, a predicted model, not a curated record